GGGUGGGGUUAUUGCAAAUGUCAGAGAAGGGACCAAUGGCUUCUCUAAUCUGCCUUCUUCUCAUAUAUGUCUCUCUCACAUAAUACGCAGAACAAAAUCUUGGAAUUGCCCUUGUCUAAAUCCAGCCUGUAGCCUUUGUAAUACCAAGAGACACACACAAACACAAACCCACUCCAUUUCUUUUAUUUCCUCUCCUUCUCUUUCUGAUUCCUUAUAUGUCCCUUCCUUCCUCAUCUUCUUUCUCUUUAACCUAAAAAGCCUCCCCUUUUUCACCUCCUUCCCUUCUUCUCUUUUCACACCCCCAACUUGCAGAAACGGAGGUCUAGAGGAGCCAACAACGGAUUAUUGUGUAAAGAACACAAGAAAAAAACUUUAACUAAGAAGAAGAAGAAAGGAAGAACGACCCUUUCUUCCUGCCUCCCUAUUCUCUGCUUCAAGAAUAACUUUUUUGUUCUUUACUGCCUUAAUAAUCCAAUUCUGUGUUUUAAAAUUGAUAAAUAAGAAUACCUAUUUUGUUUUCGUUCUUAUUCAUCAUCGUCGUCGUCUGAAAGUUUCUUCAAAUUUACAUAAUCGGGUGUGGUGGCUUUUGGCCUCUGUUUUUUCGUUUUCUUUUGCCCCGGGAUUGGAACAGAAAGAGGGGGAAGUGAAAAGGGGAAAAGGGAUUUUUUUAGUAAUGGCUCCUAGUUUUGACCUUGCUGUUUCUAACCUUUUAUGCGCUGAAGAGAAUUGCAUUUUCGAUAAUAACGAUGGUGAUGAUGAAACAGUAGUUGAGGAGUUUGUGAUGGCUCCUUAUUAUCUUAGAACUGGUCGGAAUCGGAACUACCGCCGUGGCGGCGGUGGUGAGGGGUUGCCGUUUAUGAGCGAUGAAUGUUUGAUUGAAAUGGUUGAGAAGGAAGCCCAGCACUUGCCUGUUGAUGGGUACCUUGUGAAGUUGCAAAAUGGCGAGUUGGAUGUUGGAGCGAGAAAAGAGGCCGUCGAUUGGAUUGAAAAGGUGAGUGUUCAUUUCAGUUUUGGACCUCUCUGUACAUACUUAGCUGUAAACUACUUGGAUCGAUUCCUAUCCGCAUACGAUCUACCUAAAGGCAAAGCUUGGACAAUGCAGUUACUUGCUGUGGCAUGUAUGUCCCUUGCAGCCAAAUUGGAGGAGACUGAAGUCCCACUGUCUUUGGAUUUACAGGUGGGUGGAUCAAAAUUUGUGUUCGAAGCAAGAACCAUUGAAAGAAUGGAGCUUCUAGUCUUGACAACAUUAGGGUGGAGAAUGCAAGCAGUUACACCUUUCUCAUUUAUCGAUCAUUACCUCCACAGGAUUCAUGACGAUCAACUCUCUAUCAAAAUGUUGAUCGCCCGGUCUAUUCAUCUGCUCUUGAACAUAAUACAAGGGAUAGAUUUCUUGGAAUUCAAACCUUCUGAAAUUGCAGCAGCUGUGGCAAUAUCAGUAGCUGGGGAAGCUCAAUCAGUGGACCCUGAGAGAGCAAUUCCUCUUCUCAUUCAGCAACUCCAAAUGGAAAGAGUUAUGAAGUGUCUUAAAUUAAUCAAUGACAUGUUAAUCUGUGGUGGUGGGUCAAUGAAGGACUCGAGAGUAUCGAUGUCAGAGCCCCGGAGCCCGAGCGGAGUGUUGGACGUGACGUGUUUAAGCUAUAAAAGCAAUGAUACAGCAGUUGGAUCAUGUGCAAAUUCUUCUCAUCAUAACAGCUCAGAGGCUACAAAGAGGAGGAGAUUGAACAGACCCUGUGAAGUGGAGCUAUAGAAAAAAAGGGUGAUGGGAGGUGUGAUCUUCCAGUCCUAAAGUAUAUUUUUGAUGAAGUUUUUUUGAAAAAGAAAACAUCAGGUUAUUGAACGGACAAUUAAAAAGAAAAACACAAAAAUGAAGAAUGAGAAGAAGAAUGAAGAACCAAGUCCCCAAGAUGUUUCUUUCUGUUGUCAUGGAAGGAGAAGAGGAGGAAUUGGGAAGUGUUUUAUUUUGAGAUACACUUUCUUCUAGGUGUCAAAUUUUUAUUGGUCGAGACCAAAAAAAGGAGAAAAAGAAAAACAAACAAAAGGAUGCCCAAAAAAUAGUGGGACAAAAAGGAAAAAAAAGGUGAAAUUUUUGUCUAAUUUCAUAUGAAUUUUGGGAAUUGUUUAAUAUAUCUUCUGUUGAGUCA
Messenger RNA from Cucumis melo (muskmelon), 2141 nucleotides. Its product is annotated as cyclin-D4-1-like. The record is from RefSeq and is a predicted model, not a curated record. Gene Ontology annotation, biological process: mitotic cell cycle phase transition; regulation of cyclin-dependent protein serine/threonine kinase activity. The transcript is spliced from 6 exons. Gene Ontology annotation, molecular function: cyclin-dependent protein serine/threonine kinase regulator activity. The coding region runs from base 674 to 1747 and encodes 357 amino acids. Gene Ontology annotation, cellular component: nucleus; cyclin-dependent protein kinase holoenzyme complex; cytoplasm. NCBI's taxonomy places the organism in Eukaryota, Viridiplantae, Streptophyta, Magnoliopsida, Cucurbitales, Cucurbitaceae.